ACUCUUCUCCCUCUCCAUCUCUUCCCUAUCUCCCGCUGCCGGAGCCACCGCCGCGCGCCUCGCCUCGCCUCGCCUCCACGCGCUCGCGGCGGCCGGCGAGCACGCCCCCGCCCCCGCCCGGAGCGCGCGCGGCGUGGAAACGGUGCUCCUCUCCUUCUCCGGUCCCGCCCUAGGCAGCCUCCUCCUCCUCCCCCUCCGCCGACGAAAGCAGGUUCGCGAGAGGCGGCGUGCGGCGUGGCGGCCGCGGAGCUGAACUCGAAGGUGAUUGUGUGGCGAGAUGGGAAGAGCAGGUUACAUGAUAGAGAAGGAUGGAGGGUAGGAAGAUUGAGAGGGGGAGAUUGAGGGGCUUCGUCCGGCGGAUGGCAAUGGAGUGCCUGUGCUCCGGGGAGCAGCUGAGGGCGGCAGAUGAGAUCAUCCGGUCACCGGAAUCUGCAAUCACCAAAGAUUGCUCGGCCAGCGGGUACUCGUCCCAGAACGGAGAGAUCGAGCAGUACCUUGAUAAUGGCAACAUUGAGGAGGCCGAGUUGUCGCUCCGGGAGGGUGUUUGCCUUAACUAUGAGGAAGCAAGGGCAUUACUAGGAAGGCUAGAGUACCAGCGUGGGCAUGUAGAAGCAGCACUUCGUGUAUUUGAUGGGAUUGAUAUACCUGCUUUAGUCCCUAAGAUGAAAAUCUCAAUUGCUAGAAAAGUGGAUCGUCGGAAGACUCGUUCACAAUGGGAUUCUCCACCAAUGCCCUUGCAUGCUGUCAGCCUACUCAUGGAGGCCAUAUACCUUAAAUCAAGAGCUCUUCAUGAUCUUGGAAAGUUCAAAGAAGCUGCACAAGAAUGCAGAAUGAUAUUGGAUAUCGUGGAAGCAGCAGUGCCUGAGGGUUUACCAGCAGGCUUUGGAAAAGAUUGUAAAUUAAACGAAAUAAUAUGCAAGGCUGUAGAGUUGCUCCCUGAACUAUGGAAACUAGGGGGAUUUUCACUUGAAGCCAUAUCUUCAUAUAGGAGGUCUCUUCUCAAUAAUUGGAACCUUGAUGGAGAGACCAUAGCUCGCAUACAAAAAGAAUUUGCCAUUUUUCUCCUAUAUAGUGGCUGUGAAGCACGACCUCCAAAUCUUCAUUCACAGUUGGAUGGUUCAUUUGUACCUCGCAAUAAUAUGGAAGAGGCUAUUCUUCUUCUAAUGAUUCUAUUAAGGAAGUUCAAUCUCAAGAGGGUUGAGCGGGAUCCUACUAUAAUGCAUCACCUUACAUUUGCUCUGUCCAUCUCAGGGCAGCUAAAGUCACUAGCUGUACAAUUUGAAGAAUUGUUACCUGGCAUGCUGGAUAAAAGAGAGUGGUCAUACAAUGUUGCGUUGUGUUACCUUGCAGAAGAAGAUGAUUCGACAGCCCUGAAUCUUCUCAAAAGGAUAUUAAAAUCUGGAGAUGAUUCUGACAAUUUCAAAGAACUCCUCUUAGCUUCAAAGGCUUGCACUGAAAGGAGUGCCCAAACUGAAGGUGCUUCCUACGCACAGAGAGCAAUAGCCAAUAUGCAGGGAGGAUGUGAACAAAUGGCGGGUGUUGCAGACCUGCUGCUUGGAGUUAACCUUUCUAAUCAAGCUAGAUGUGCCACAUCUGAUACAGAGAGAGCUUCUUGGCAGUGUGAAGCUCUGGAGGUGCUUGAAAAUGCUGAAAAUAAGAUGCAUGGGAAAGAUCCUCGUGCAAUGUACAGUCUCAGCCUUGAAAAUGCUGACCAGAGAAAAUUAGAUGCUGCUGCCUUUUAUGCCAAGAAAUUGGUGAAAUUAGAGGCUGGAUCGGAAUUGAGGAGUUGGCUUCUUUUAGCUCGAAUACUAUCUGCUCAGAAACAGUUUGCUGAUGCUGAAACCAUUAUUGAUGCUGCUCUCGAUCAGACUGGGAAAUGGAGUCAAGGAGAUUUAUUGCGAACCAAAGCCAGAAUUCAGGCUGCACAGGGCCAACUCAGGAACGCUGUUGAGACAUACACCAAACUUCUCGCUGUCAUUCAACUCAGAACCAAAAGUCUCAGUGCUGGGAUCUUUUUGGCAAAGGGCACUAAGGAUGAUAUAAGCCUGGAAAUAGAGACCUGGUAUGAUCUAGCUCUGUUGUACCUACGCAUGUCACAAUGGAGGGAUGCAGAGGUCUGUGUAUCCAAGAUAAGGACCAUCAGUCCAUAUUCUGCCUUGGCUUGGCAUGUUAAAGGAAAACUCUAUGAAGCAAAAGGUCAACCAAAAGAAGCCUUGGGAUCCUAUUUCAGAGCAUUAGACCUUGACCGUAAACAUGUUCCAAGUUUGAUAUCAACUGCCUCUGUUCUUCGAGAAAUUGGCAACAGGCCAUUGCCUUCGGUCCGGUGCUUUCUGACCGAUGCGUUGCAACUGGAUCGAACAAAUCAUGCGGCUUGGUUUAAUCUUGGGCUACUCUACAAAGAGGAAGGUGGUCGGUCAGCAGCAGAAGCUGCAGAAUGUUUCCAGGCGGCUGCUCUUCUUGAAGAAACAGCACCUGUAGAACCUUUCAGAUUGCAGAACUCCAGUCAUGACCUUUGGGAGAUUAUAGUGUCAGAAAUUAGAGUGAGAGUCUAUUUGAACUGCUUUUCGAAUAGCUUUUCGACUGAGGAAGAUAUCCAAUCGGAAGCAAAGGGACACAAUGUAGACUUGUUUCAAAGAAAAAUUCUAUCCCAUGUUCCGUUCGGCCCACUGGAAAUAUCCGCCCACGGUCCAAACCCAUCGGCCCAGCCAAAACGUCUCCACUCUUCCUUUCCGGUAUUCCCACUGGGAUCCGCAUCCGGUUGGAUAUAUUUCCUCCUCCUCCUCCCCCACCAGAUGCUCGUCCACUCCUCCGCUCGCCGCCUCCUCGUCUCCCGCGGCGGCGGCAGCGGCAGCGGCAGCUUCUUCCCCUUCGCGGCGGCGGCCAACGCUUGCUCACGCAGAGCCCUCGCUCCUGUAUCCGCUAGCGCCAUGUCCUACCGCGGCGGAGGCGGCGGGCGUCGCGGCGGCGGUGGGGGCCCGAACUCCCAGCGCGGGCGCGGGCGUGGAGGUGGUGGAGCGGGGAGGGGAGGGGGAGGAGGAGGGCGUGGCGGCGGUGGGAGAGGGGAGCAGAGGUGGUGGGACCCGCAGUGGCGCGCCGAGCGGCUCCGGCAGAUGGCCGGCGAGGUGGAAAAGGUCGAUGAGAACGAGUGGUGGAACAAGAUAAGACAAUUAAGAGAAGGGUCUCAGCAGGAGCUAGUUGUUAAGCGGAAUUUUGGGCGUGAUGGACAAAACAUACUGGCAGAUAUGGCUCAGAGACAAGGGCUUUACUUCAAUGUGUACAACAAAGGGAAGACAAUUGUUUUCAGCAAAGUUCCACUACCUGAUUAUCGAGCAGACCUUGAUGAGAGACAUGGAUCAACACAACAAGAGAUUAGGAUGUCUAAUGAGACUGAGAGACGAGUGGAGAGCCUUUUGGCCAAGGCAAAGUCAAAUAGUAAUGAUUCUGCAAGCACAUCUACUCUAACAACGAGGCAAUCUCGGCCAAGCACAUCUUCGUCAGUAACUGAAUCAACAAAAGAUAUUGAUAAAGAAAGGCUCAGUUCUGAGCUUAGGGAUAUACAGAACUCAAGGAAGAUGAUGCCAAGUGCUAGGUCGAUGCAAUCUUUUAGGGAUAAACUACCAGCAUUCAAAAUGAGAGAGGAGUUUUUAAAAGCAGUAGCAGCCAAUCAGGUUCUAGUAAUUUCUGGUGAGACAGGCUGUGGUAAAACAACACAGCUUCCACAGUUCAUACUAGAAGAGGAGAUAGAUAACCUUCGUGGUGCUGAUUGUAGCAUAAUAUGUACUCAGCCUCGCCGUAUAUCUGCCAUAUCGGUUGCAGCUCGUAUAGCAUCUGAGAGGGGUGAAGAGCUUGGCGAUACCGUUGGAUACCAGAUUCGCCUUGAAUCGAAACGAUCUGCACAAACCAGACUGCUAUUCUGCACCACAGGAGUUCUACUUAGAAGAUUGGUUCAGGAGCCAGACUUAGUUGGUGUAAGCCAUUUACUAGUUGAUGAAAUUCAUGAACGUGGCAUGAAUGAAGAUUUUCUCAUCAUAAUUCUUCGCGACCUUCUGCCAAGGCGUCCAGACCUCCGCCUUGUAUUGAUGAGUGCAACCAUAAAUGCAGAACUUUUUUCCAAAUAUUUUGGAGAGGCACCAAUUAUGCAUAUCCCGGGCUUCACAUUUCCUGUUACCGAGUUGUUUUUGGAAGAUAUUUUAGAGAAGACCCGGUACAAGAUCAAUUCUGAACGUGACAAUUUUCAAGGGAACUCAAGAAGAAAGAGGCUUGCAUCAGUUAAGAGUGAUCCAAUAUCUGAUGCUUUUGAGGAUGUUGACAUUUAUAAGGAAUAUGGAAAUUACAGCGUUGCAACUAGGCAAUCCCUUGAAGCUUGGUCGGCUACCGAACUAAAUUUGAGCCUUGUUGAAGGUACAAUUGAGUACAUCUGUCGUCAUGAAGGAGAAGGUGCAAUCCUUGUGUUCCUUACUGGUUGGGAUGAAAUUUCGAAACUUUUGGAUAAGAUUAAGGGGAAUAAUCUCCUUGGAAAUUCCAAUAGAUUCCUGGUUAUUCCACUCCAUGGUUCUAUGCCCACUGUCAAUCAGCGUGAAAUUUUUGAUAGACCACCAGCCAAUAUGAGGAAAAUUGUUUUGGCAACAAAUAUUGCAGAAAGCAGUAUUACAAUAGAUGAUGUUGUCUAUGUAAUUGAUUGUGGCAAAGCAAAGGAAACAAGUUAUGAUGCCUUAAAUAAGCUUGCAUGCCUUCUACCAUCAUGGAUAUCAAAAGCUUCUGCCCAUCAGAGGCGAGGUCGUGCAGGACGUGUUCAGCCUGGUGCUUGCUAUAGGCUGUAUCCUAAAGUCAUUUAUGAUGCGAUGCCACAGUUUCAGUUACCUGAAAUUCUUAGGACUCCUUUGCAAGAGCUCUGUCUUACUAUCAAAAGCUUACAGCUUGGAGCUGUAGCCUCUUUCUUAGCCAAGGCACUGCAGCCACCAGACCCGCUUUCUGUUAAUAAUGCGAUCGAGCUUUUGAAAACCGUUGGAGCAUUGGAUGACGUGGAGGAGCUGACUUCUUUAGGGCGACAUCUUUGUACACUUCCGCUAGAUCCAAACAUUGGAAAAAUGCUGCUUAUUGGAUCUGUUUUUCAGUGUCUGGAUCCUGCAUUAACAAUCGCUGCUGCUCUUGCAUAUCGUAAUCCAUUUGUGCUCCCAAUAGAUAGGAAAGAAGAAGCUGAUGCUGUCAAAAGAUCAUUUGCUGGUGACUCCUGCAGUGAUCACAUUGCUCUUGUUAAGGCGUUCGAAGCAUGGAAGGAAGCAAGACGCAGUGGAAGAGAACGCUCUUUCUGCUGGGAAAAUUUCCUUUCACCCAUGACCCUGCAGAUGAUGGAUGACAUGCGUAAUCAGUUUUUUGAUCUACUAUCUGACAUUGGGUUUGUUAGCAAAACAAGAGGAUUGAAGGCAUAUAAUUAUUAUGGAAAGGAUCUGGAGAUGGUAUGUGCUGUCCUAUGUGCUGGGCUUUACCCAAAUGUCGUUCAGUGCAAAAGACGAGGCAAGAGGACAGCGUUUUACACCAAAGAUGUUGGCAAAGUGGAUAUCCAUCCAUCAUCAGUCAAUGCGGGAAUUCACCAAUUCCCAUUGCCUUAUCUGGUUUAUAGCGAGAAGGUUAAAACUGCUAGCAUUUAUGUCAGGGAUUCCACAAACAUUUCCGACUAUGCUCUUCUCCUCUUUGGUGGUUCUCUCAGUGAGAGCAAAACUGGAGAAGGCAUUGAGAUGCUUGGGGGGUAUCUUCAUUUCUCUGCACCAAGGCGUAUCAUAGAGUUGAUCCAGAGAUUAAGAGGUGAAUUGGACAAACUCCUCCAGAGGAAGAUCGAGGAGCCUGCACUUGACAUAUUUUCUGAAGGAAAAGGCGUUGUGGCGGCAGCAGUAGAACUGCUGCACAGCCAAAACGUUCACCACUAGAUGCUAUCUAUACCGGUUCCAUAUAGCAGUUUUAGAACUAAAAUAACAGCUAUACCAGGGAGUGCUUUUGUAUACUCCCUUCAAUUUCGUUUGCUUGUUAGAGUUGACCCCUUAUUUUUUGUGAUUUUCCGGGAGCAAGUUGCUUUUUACAUGGACAAACGGGAUAAAAUAGAUAAAUCAAUAUAAAAAUUUAAUACGGACAAAAACUUCGAAACAUUUUUUUGAUCUAUUGCUGGGACUUUUAGAACAGUACUCAUUUGCCAACGAAAAUGGAAGAAGAUCUCAGAAAUUGAACCGGUCUGUUUCCUUUCACGAUAUGAACACAAUGGAAGAAGAUACCGAGUCCUCUUGUUGUUAAUAGAGGCACAACAGAUAUUGAACUGAUCUGUUGAAUGACAAGCGCUUGCUUGAUCGUAUUAUCCAGCACUUCUGUAUUUUUAGAGAAGACCGAGUAUCGUAUGCAAGAACACAAUAGUGAGAACUUGAA
Oryza sativa Japonica Group (Japanese rice) is the source of this 6411-nucleotide messenger RNA. Its product is annotated as DExH-box ATP-dependent RNA helicase DExH1. Gene Ontology annotation, cellular component: intracellular anatomical structure. Lineage: Eukaryota; Viridiplantae; Streptophyta; Magnoliopsida; Poales; Poaceae. Gene Ontology annotation, molecular function: RNA binding; helicase activity; ATP binding. The record is from RefSeq and is a predicted model, not a curated record.